AUGUGGAAUGGUGUAGUAUUGUUUGCUUUUCUUACGUCCGUUGCUUCUGGCUAUUAUAUUAAUAUCGAUGCAAAUGAAGAACAAUGCUUUUUUGAUCGUGUAAUAUCGGGAACAAAAAUUGGACUCAUGUUUGAAGUGGCAGAAGGAGGCUUUCUCGACAUUGACGUUAAGAUUACUGGACCAGAUAACAAAGUAAUUUACAAAGGUGAACGAGAAUCCUCUGGUAAAUACACUUUUGCUGCACAUAUGGAUGGCGUCUACACAUAUUGCUUUGGAAAUCAAAUGAGCACCAUGACACCUAAGGACUCACCUAUUUUUCUUAUUUUUUUAGCUGAUAAUCAAAAAUUGGAAGAAAUGGUCCGUGAGUUGUCCACGGCGCUCAUGUCUGUGAAGCACGAGCAAGAAUACAUGGAGGUUAGAGAGCGUGUGCAUCGAUCAAUCAACGAGAACACGAACAGCCGAGUUGUUCUCUGGGCGGUAUUCGAAGCAUUGGUACUUGUUUCGAUGACUGUUGGACAAAUAUGGUACCUCAAACGAUUCUUUGAAGUACGCACAGUCGUGUAA
Messenger RNA from Haemonchus placei, 564 nucleotides. NCBI's taxonomy places the organism in Eukaryota, Metazoa, Nematoda, Chromadorea, Rhabditida, Trichostrongylidae. The record is from the annotation of a GenBank genome assembly.